CUCAAAACCUAGUUGAGGCCAGAUCGUACAUGUAUGAGACAUUGGAAAGGAUCACUGAUCAAAAUUGCGGCGCUCCGUCUAAACUCACUCCCCCAAUCACCUCCCUAAUCCACCGACACGCUCUUUUUUCUCCCCCCAGCAAGUCAUAAUCGUACAGUCAACCCAAACCACCACAAAACACAUCGACAGCAAUGGGCUUCAUCGGCGCCACCGCUACGGGCCUCAUGGCCGGCCUGCACGGCUACAUCCUCGUGCUCGAGAUGUUCCUCUGGACCUCGCCGCGCGGCCGCAAGGCCUUCAGGCUGACGGCCGACUUCGCCGAGAAGACCAAGACGAUGGCCGCGAACCAGGGCCUGUACAACGGCUUCCUCGCCGCAGGCCUCGUCUGGGGCCUCGCCCACCCGGUCCCCGAGUUCGCUCGACAGAUCCGCCUCUUCUUCCUCGGCUGCAUCGUCGCCGCCGGCGCCUACGGCGGCGCCACGGCGAACCCGCGCAUCUUCUUCAUCCAGGCCGUCCCAGCCCUGGCGUCCAUCGCCGCCGUGCUGUCGGGCUACUGAGCUCGGGGAUGCCGCCGUCGGGGCGUGCUGCCGGUGUAAGGGUUGGCGCCACGAGGAGGAAUCUGAACUGGGGCGACAACGACGUUCGUCGGGAACGAGACUGGAACGCCAUGCUUAUUCCCUUGUGACUGAUUGUUGGGCGGGAAUGAAGGAAUCAUGACUCGGACGUCUUCCUCUCACUACGUAUCGUUCCUCAACUGUUAGGGAAAAGUCACAACCAAUGAGUGAAUCUAUUCUUCAUAAACCUCC
Molecule: messenger RNA, 806 nt
Organism: Colletotrichum destructivum
Lineage: Eukaryota; Fungi; Ascomycota; Sordariomycetes; Glomerellales; Glomerellaceae
Exons: 1
Coding region: 192-557 (121 amino acids)
Source: RefSeq, a predicted model, not a curated record